AACUGUGUACAGACGUACAAAGCUUUGGUGCCAAGCUGAUGAGCGACUUUAGAAGUGUACUAUAAUCCUUUGAAGGAACAAGUACCAUGGCGUUCACAAUUCUGGGGGCAUGUGCAGCAUUGUCAAUAGCAAUACUAAUCUGGGCCUGGUUUGGGAUGCGACAACCAAAAUUCCACCAAGGCAAAAAUCUUCCAGGGCCAGUGGCCAUUCCAAUACUCGGAAGUUUACCCCAUUUGGUUUGGAAGUUGGGGAAGAAUCCUCUGCAACUUUCGUCAUUUCAGUUGUUGUUGGAACUCAGAAAGCAUUUUGUAGGCGAAGUGCUUGGGCUCACCUUAGGGCAGAACAAAUUCAUAAUUUUGGACGAACUUCCCCUCAUUAAAAAAGUUCUGUGCUCUGAAGACUGGGCUGAUCGAAUUAAGGACAACGCAAUGUUUAAAGAACGUACUUUUGGAAUUGAUUAUGGUUUACUGACAUCAAAUGGUGACAGUUGGCGAGAAAUGAGACGUUUUUUAGCAAAAACUAUGGUCAAGUUUGGCUUUGGUAGAGGAAGUGCGCUGCAAACGAGGCAGGAGGAAGAAAUUAGUGAAUUUUUUAAGUAUUUUGACCAAAAAUAUCCUGGAAUGGGCAAUUCAGAUGGAGCAGUUGUAGAAAUGCAAGGAUUGUUUAACGUUGCACCUCUGAACAUACUCUGGACAAUGGUUACCUCAUCAAGGUUUCCAUAUAAUUCGGAGAAAGUGGUCGAAUUGACUUCGCUUCUUGAGCGGAUGACGAAAGACAUCCAUCCGAAAGAGAUGGGCUUCCUUGCUUUUCCGUGGCUUCGUUAUAUCCCAGGCGCCACAGGAUAUACCAGAUUUAUGAGAGAUGCGAAAAUGUUGAAUCAAUAUUUUGGGGAAUUGAUAAAAGAGCGUCGGGAACUUAACCUCUAUAAAAGAGAACAAAACAACUUUGUCGAUGCGUUCUUGGCAGAGAUUGACCACAUCACCUCCAGUUCAACAUCGCCAGAUUCUAAUUACCACUACGCAGAUGAACAGUUGAUCUGCGUAUUGGUUGAUUUGUUUGUCACUGGGUUUCUACCUAUUGCGUCGUGUCUCGAGUACCUCGUCAUGUUUAUGAUUCUUCACCCCCACGUCCAAGAUAAGUGCAGAAAGGAGCUGGACAUUGUGCUAGAUGGUUCCAAGCCCACUGUGAUUAACAACCCUGAAUGUAUGCCAUACAUUUCGGCUACGAUAGCAGAAACUCUACGAAAAGUCACACUUAUUCCGUUGACAUCCCGAGCUGCGACAAAGGACACGUGGGUGGAUAAGUAUUUCGUAGAGAAAGGAACCGUUGCACUGAUAAAUUUGUACCAUGUUCAUCACAAUGACAAUGUUUGGAACGAGCCUGAUCUAUUUAAACCUGAGAGAUUUUUGGAUGCUAAUGGGAAGCUGAUAAAUCAGGAACUGAUACUCCCGUUUGGUACUGGAAAAAGAACUUGUCCCGCAGAAGUGUUUGGUCGCCUCACAAUUUUUGCAUUUUUUGUGAGUUUUCUACAGCGUUACGAAUUCCGUUCGGAUCCCGAAAAUUUUGGAGAUAUAGAUUCCACACCCAAUGCAGGAAUGGGAAAUUAUCCAAAGCCAUUCAAAAUUUUUAUAAAAAUCAAGUGAUUGUUGAAAAAUGAAAAACUAUACUUUUAAUUUGCUGAAUUACAAAAUAAA
Folsomia candida is the source of this 1694-nucleotide messenger RNA. Its product is annotated as farnesoate epoxidase. The transcript has 9 exons. Gene Ontology annotation, biological process: xenobiotic metabolic process. Gene Ontology annotation, cellular component: cytoplasm; intracellular membrane-bounded organelle. Bases 87 to 1643 code for a protein of 518 amino acids. Gene Ontology annotation, molecular function: iron ion binding; heme binding; oxidoreductase activity, acting on paired donors, with incorporation or reduction of molecular oxygen, reduced flavin or flavoprotein as one donor, and incorporation of one atom of oxygen. NCBI's taxonomy places the organism in Eukaryota, Metazoa, Arthropoda, Collembola, Entomobryomorpha, Isotomidae. The record is from RefSeq and is a predicted model, not a curated record.